GUCAUUGACAUACCUAAGGUACCUAGCGGUAAAAAUGAGUCUCAAUCUUUGGGCAUUAUAAUUGAUAUCUGUGGUGGGUCUUAAUGAGACGUGAUUGAGUGAACUGGAAAUAAUUUUUAUUUCAAUUUAAGCUGAUUUAAAAGAACUCAUAUAAAUAUGGAAGUUAUCGUUGCAAAUGUCGAUCACAUCAAAUUUGAUAUUGAUUUCGCCUUAGAAGAGCAAUAUGGAGCUCUUCCUUUACCUUUUCCUGGAAUGGACAAAUCAACAGCAGCUGUGUGUGAAUUUUUUAGCCAACCUGGUGGUUGUGGCAAUGGCCCUCAAUGUCCCUAUAGACACGUCCGUGGGGACCGAACCGUGGUCUGCAAACAUUGGCUUCGAGGACUUUGUAAAAAAGGCGACCAGUGCGAGUUCCUACAUGAAUAUGACAUGACCAAAAUGCCUGAAUGUUACUUCUAUGCUAGAUUCAAUGCCUGUCACAACAAGGAAUGUCCAUUCUUACACAUAGAUCCAGAGAGCAAAAUCAAAGAUUGUCCCUGGUAUGAUCGAGGUUUCUGCCGGCACGGGCCUCACUGCCGCCACCGUCACGUGCGCCGCGUGCUCUGCAUCAACUACCUGUCCGGCUUCUGUCCGGACGGGCCAAAGUGCAAGUACAUGCACCCCCGCUUCGAGCUGCCCGCGCCCCCGGAGCAGACCAAGGACGCCAAGCGCCAGCCUGUGUGCCACUACUGCUCUGAAGUGGGCCACAAAGCGUCCAGUUGUCACAAGAUACCUGCAGAACAAAGAGAGGCAGCACAAAGACAAGAGGAAGCCCGGUACCGCGCGCUGGGCUACGUGAAGCCGGCCGGCGAGGCGGAGGAGGGCCCGCGGCCGCGCGCCUUCGUGCACAAGCCGCUGGAGGAGGUCACGUGCUUCAAGUGCGGCACCAAGGGCCACUACGCCAACAAGUGCCCCAAGGGACACCUGGCUUUCCUCUCUAGCCAGGUUAACCAGAAUAACCAGCAAAUGUACAAAAAACCCAACUAGUAUAAGUAUGUGAAGCCCAACUAGGCUUCAAGAGACUCCUGUGAAGUGUAAUUUAAUAAGGACAAUGUAUUAUCAAAAAAGUGUUCUGUAUUUAUAUUGACAAAAUAGAAUACAGUUAAAAAUUCUAAGCAUAAACAAUUGCCCUGCAUUUUAAAAUGGAACUCUUUCA
This is a messenger RNA of Amyelois transitella, 1192 nucleotides long. It is a transcript of the gene Clp, whose product is annotated as cleavage and polyadenylation specificity factor subunit 4. The transcript has 4 exons. Bases 157 to 1023 code for a protein of 288 amino acids. Lineage: Eukaryota; Metazoa; Arthropoda; Insecta; Lepidoptera; Pyralidae. The record is from RefSeq and is a predicted model, not a curated record. Gene Ontology annotation, molecular function: zinc ion binding; RNA binding.